UUUCCAAAACAGGAAGUCAUCGCCAUAGUGAUUUUUGACAAGUGCUCUGCCUAUAUUUUUUAAUUUGUUUGUUAAUUUAGUGCUCGGUUUUCUGCAGUAGGAUUUUCCUAAAGCCUCGCAGUUAUGAGUGCCGUAACAACGGCAACGAGUGUGAGUACCUCAGACCCUGGGUCUGUAACGACUGGACGUCAACCACCAGACCAGGUCCCUGAGGAAAUCCCAACGGUCAGCGAUGAGGCUCUCAGAUUUAUUGACAGUAUAGUGGCUGAGGAUGACUACAAGUAUUUGAUGUUUGAUGACCACCUGGUGACUGUAUCAGACACCGGCAAAGAACUCGGCGAGUUCACAAUCUCAGUCGAGCCCACUCGCUACAAGCAGACUGACUGCUUCCUUAUCCAUGCCAACAGCCAUGGCUCAAUCGAUGGCGUGCCAUGCGGAACAUCCAUAACGGCGUAUGUUGCACAGAACCUGGAGACCAUAGAACAGCAGCAUCACGAAUACGUGAAGCUGGAAAACUGUCCAUUAGAUAGAAAGACCUUUAUUGUGAAGCAGCCUGAUAACUUCAUUAUUAACAGGGUCAUCACUCAAGGGGAGGAUGUCCAGAGAUCGUCAAAAACAGUUGAACUGGCCAAAAUGAAGGGAUUUAUUUCAGAAGGGUCCAACUUACUUCUCCACCGACUACUGAUAGAGAAGGGAAUUCCAGACAACCUACAGUUCCUGUCCUUUGAUUCCGAUACCAAUCUGUGUUCUGUCAUUUAUAGACCGUUAGAGGACCGGACACAGACGGUGGGCAGCACUGAGAUCCGCGUGUUCGGGGUGGAGCGGACCAUCAACUCCUACUCUGACCUACCCACCACCUGGCAAUCAUACUUCAUGCAGGACUGUCACAUGACCAACAGAGUUCAGGUGGGGUCACCUGUGACGAUGAAACUGACCUCCGUUCCACAGCUGAUAGAAAGAGAUGAGGAACCCCCAAAACCUGUUUUUGAGAAGAAAGCUUUGAGUUGGGAGGAUGAUAUGCAGCUGUAUUCAAAGUUUCUGGACAGAAAGGAGGAGUUGAAGGGUGACCACACAACGUACAUGCGCUCACAUCCGGAGCUGAAGAACCUGUUGGCCGAUUUCCUCCAGUUCCUGUUGCUAAGGAAACCUGACGAUGUCGUCCAGUUCGCUGCCGAGUAUUUCUCCUCUUUCUCCGCCUCCAUGCCGUCCAUGACUCCGUAUUUGGCGUCAAAUGCUCCAACACCGUUUCCCGCCAGCCGAACAAACACCAAAAUUGAUCAAUUAAGGGCACCCACACGAUAGAUAGACUGACUGUAUUGGAGCAACAGAGUGUUGCUCAGGACAGUUGUCUGAUUGAUGGGAAUUGUGUGAUUGUUCAAAGCAGAUUUGUUGAUAUUUUAUGAGCUUGUGCGUAUUUCAUUUGUUCUGUUAUAUAACGAUACACCUAGCUGUCUCAUUCAAGUCUCUUUUAAUUAUUUUUCAUGUGGAAGUUAAAUUUAAAGGAAUAUUCAUUGGGAGAUACACUCAAAGAUAAUUUAUUUUUCACUGAAUGUGAGAAUUUAUAAGAUGUAUUCUGACUGUAUAAUAUGUAAAGCAAGAUAAAAACUCACAUGAAUUUAAAUUUAUUGCUGUCAUAUAUUUCAUGCAUUAGUAAGAUCUAAAUGUUAUAUGUGAAAUUCAUAUUAGACAAAAGGUAGUAUGGGACAUCUGUCAUUAUUAAUGUUGAUUAAAGUACAUAUUAUACCCGUAAUUAGAAUACUUUCACCGCUUUGGAAUUUUCAGUUUUACAAUAUUUAACCAAAAAAUAGCUCUUGAAAAAUAUUUGGAGAGGUAAAAGGUGUAGAACCCCAAACAGGAACGUGACUUACAGAUUUACUAAAUCCUCUAACCCACUGCGCUGUUAGAUGACAAAACUGGAAAAAAAACUACUUAUAUAAUUUCACAUUAUUUUAUCGUUUAUUUCAAUAAACAAUAAGCCACAACAUGGAGGUGUCCCAUACCAUCUUACGUUGUGUUGAUGGCAAUCAUACUUAAAGUUUUAUUUUGGACAAGUAUUAUUAACAUCGAAUAAAGUAUAGAGAAAUUAAUUCUCUAUGUAUUGUAUGCACUAGUUUUGAAUAAAAAUGGGUUUGAGUUGACUUAUAACAACUCUAAUGUUUGUUAUUUUAAAAAUUGUUGUUUUAAUUUUUUUUCACUGAAAUUAGACUACAUGUACUUGCAUAUAAAACUGAAUUAAAAACGGAGUUUUUGAAGGGCAUUUGUAACUCUGUGUAAUUUGUCUACUUUUAUGUGUUAUUGAGAAAUCUUAGAUUCUGUGAUAAAAAUAUGUAUAUAAAUUAUUUGUUAAAAAACCAUAUACAUGUUAUUACUAAAUGCCAUGAAGAGAAGGUCUGAAAUGUGUAUAUAAUACGAAUGAUGAUUAAAGUGAAAAAUUCAACGUCAGUUAAUUUUUGUUGAGGAGAUAAAGAGAGAAGGCAAUGAAUACUAUACUGGUCAGCCACUGACAGAGAAAAGAACGAACCCGACAUUAGAGACAUGUAUAACGUAUAUAAGUAUGGACGUCCCUGACAUGCAUUUUGCCUGUAACUUUUUACCGAUAUUUAUGUGCAGAUACAUGUAUUUACCAUCAACUUAUCAUUGUAUACUAGUAUCUAUUGUUGAACUGUUGAAGCAAUAAAGUGAAUACUUUAUACACA
This is a messenger RNA of Magallana angulata, 2696 nucleotides long. RefSeq names its product ciliogenesis-associated TTC17-interacting protein-like. The record is from RefSeq and is a predicted model, not a curated record. Gene Ontology annotation, biological process: actin filament polymerization; cilium organization. The coding region runs from base 124 to 1302 and encodes 392 amino acids. The transcript has 10 exons. Lineage: Eukaryota; Metazoa; Mollusca; Bivalvia; Ostreida; Ostreidae.